Molecule: messenger RNA, 12489 nt
Organism: Cyprinus carpio (common carp)
Lineage: Eukaryota; Metazoa; Chordata; Actinopteri; Cypriniformes; Cyprinidae
Product: histone-lysine N-methyltransferase 2B-like
Exons: 42
Coding region: 80-12145 (4021 amino acids)
Biological process (GO): positive regulation of DNA-templated transcription
Cellular component (GO): nucleus; histone methyltransferase complex
Molecular function (GO): histone H3K4 methyltransferase activity; DNA binding; protein binding
Source: RefSeq, a predicted model, not a curated record
CCCCCUCCCCAACAGCGCUUUCCCUCUUCUCCACUUCUCGCAGCCUGAGUUUCUGUCUAUCGGUGUUGUUGUUGAUGCGAUGAUGGCGGCAGCGGGAUGCGGAUCAGCAACCGCGGCUGCCGUUGUGGGCGCGGCGCGGGGUCGCUUCCCCGGUCGGCCUUGGUCGUCGCGGAGCCGUUUGCGUUCGGAGAAGCGAUGGCAGCUCGGCCGCUCUGGGACAGAUCUUGACGAGAUCUCCUCCAACGGAGGCCCGAGGCCCACCUGCCUGGUGCUCGCGCUGAACGAGGACCAGUCUCACUUGUGCCUUCUCGGGCUUGAGGCAAGCUACAAGAGCCUGGUAGAGGCUGGAUACAGCUCGAGUGGGAGCGAGGAGGGAGCUGAAUUCAAAGGCUUUGAACCUGAAGAUGAAAAUAGCAGUGCCCCGGUUCCUACUGGACGAAAUGCAUGUACACGUGAUCGUGUUUCAGCAAAGUCGUCAAAGAGGAUACGUCAAAGGCGGUCUCUUCCAGUGUCCCCUUUGAUGGGAAGCACAGGUUCACAAGAUCCUCAAAAUGAUUCAGGUUCUGUUCAGCAACUCCACAGUCAAGAGUCUCUGAAGGACACAUCAGUAGAUGAUGGUGGUGGUGGUGGUGAUGGAGGAUCAGAGAAGUGCACCAGAAGUAAAAGAGGAUCGACAAAACAGGAGACCCAGUCAGCUCCGAGAAUCACAAUCAAGUUGGUGGCUAAAAAGAAAGUAGUAACACUCCCUUCAGUGCAACGUAAAUCUGGUAAAAAACAAAAGGAAAUCAAAUCUGAAGUUACAGAGAGUCAGUGUGCCCAAAUCUCAAGUGCUCAUGUGAAAUUAAAGACAAAUGUAGCAGCCAGUGAAUGCAGUGCUGGUGAGGCAAAGGAGGAGGUUUGCACUAGAAGGCGAGGAAGAUCUGCUGAUAAAAAAUCAGAAUCCACUCCACAAACAAAUACUGAAAAAGAUGCCAGUGAGCAAAAACUGAAGCUGAGGAAAUCAACUCGAAGGUCUCAAAAUCCACUGCCCAGUGAAAGCAUAAAGCCAAAACCUGAUGAAAAGUCAGCACAAAAAGCAUCAGAGGUAAAUAAGCUUGUGUUUAGGAAGCAGCGCAGAAGGUCCUCAAAUGUUCCACAGGAAUCUGGUGACCAGAGUUUAGCAGAGUCGCUGUUGAAGGGCUCCACAGUUGAUGAAUCCAGACUACCUUCAAAGAAGAAAAAAGAUAAAAAGAAAAAGAAGAAGAAAAAUCGCAAAGAAUCUGAAAGGAAACGGGAGCCUCAUUCACCAUCAUCGAAAGAUCUUGGCCCUUCAGCUGAUGAUCCUCAAAAGCUCGCUUUCGACAAUGAUUUUGUCGGAAUUCCGGGUCUGAGACUAACCAGGAUACGGAACCCAAAAGCCCGGUCUCGCAAGAAACGCUGCAAGUUUGUGUGGACUCUCACUCUGGUGAAAAGCAAAAGCAAAGAUUCCCAAAUCCAAGAGAAUCUAAGUAAUCCUCAAGAAAGUAAAAGCAAAGAUUCCCAAGUCCAAGAUGAUCUCUGCAAAACACAAGAAAUCAAAAGCCAAGAUUCUCAAAUCCAAGAGAGUCCGAGCAAAGUAGAUGAAAGCCCCAACACAGAGGCAGAACUUCCUGCUAGAUGUGAUCAGGAAGUAGAUGUUUCUACAGAAGCAGAAUCCACAUCCACUCCUUCCAACAUUUUGGAAAUUGGCUCUUCGCAGGAGUCACAAAGCGUAGAGAACACUGUCAGUGCUGUAAUUCCUGAAAGCACAGAGAGUCCCGUGGCCGUUGAUAAGGUUGAGGAGACCCCAGAAAAGGAAAGCGAGGAGGUUCUUGAAAGGUCAGUAAUUGCAGCUGAAGCACAUCCAGAAGAGGCCACUCAGACGGACCCUGAAGAGCUAAUCAGUAAGGAUACCAUUCCACCACUUCAAAUCAAAGUUGUCUCCUCACCAGGUAAGAAAAACAGUCUAAAGCAGUCCUUUUUAAUUCAGCAAGUCACAGCCUCACCUGAAAGAAAAGAACCCACAAAUAUUGAAGACCCUCAGCAUUCAGAGAAGAGUGAGAAUGCGUUGGAAAUUACUGCUGCCACUCCCGCCCCCAAAGUAAGGAAAAGGUUACGUCAAAACACUGCUCGGAAGAAGCGUGCAAAACAUAAACACUGGACGAUUUACAGGCGAAAAUGUAAACUGAAUGCACCUCAAGAAAACCUCGCUUCUGAAACUGCAACUGAAACAGAAUCUCAGGUGGAGGAAUCACCAGUAUCACCAACAGCAGUGCCAGCACCUGUAAAAUCCAAACCAAAUAGGCAUUCGAGUGAAGUUACGCAUAAAAAAGGUAAAAGGUCAGUUCCACCAACUACAGAACCAUUACCUGAAGUUGCAGAACCUCAGGUCAUCAAACAAACUGUUGAAUCCCCUCCAACCAGCCCAUUUCUUGGGUCAGAACCCCAGCCGGAAAUAAAACUUGAGACCCCAUCAAUUGAAACUGAAGAGGUUCUAGUAUUAGAGCCUUCCAUAAAAGAUCACCCACAGGUACUUCGUCCUUCACGCAGACGAAUGAAACGGGUCAAACGAAGACGAAAAUCUUUGAUUGGCAGGCGGAUUAAAAACUCUAAAUUGCAAAAGGAGUUGUUUGAGGUUAGUGAAGCCUGCCCACCGAUGACGGGCUCUGAAGUAGAGGAGCCUAAACUCUUUGGUAUAUUCUCAACAAAGUACAAGAGGAAGCGAAUAUCGAGUCUUCAGUCAUUAGAGGGUAGACGGAAAAAGGCCAAGCUCUUAUCAAAGCAGCUGGGAAACACCAACGGAGAUCAGCUUUCUGAUCAGACAGAAAUGGAUUCUGUGAUUGUGAAAACGGACCAAGACCAGGACAUCCAACAAAGCAAAACGAAGUUCAUGAAGACCAUUAGACAUUUCAUAAUGCCAGUCGUGAGUGCCCGAUCCUCUCGGGUUAUCAAAACGCCAAAGAGGUUCAUGGAUGAUCUUGGUAUGUCAGACCUUCCUCGCAAGAACUCCCAAAAGAAGCUUGGCCUACAACCAAAAUCAAAGAAGUGUGAUUCUAGUGAAAAAGGUGAACCUGAAUCCCUUCAGUCAAAGGAUGAAGAUAACAGUUUGAGUGAAGCUGAUCUUGAUUUGUCUUCCACUUGGGAAUCAAAACCUAAAUCACCCGAUGAUGCCGAGAUCUUCAGUGAGGAGAAGCAGUCUGGGAAAAGACGAUCGCUACUCAGAGAUCCCGGUUUCAAAUGGGGAGUGCUGGAGCCUGCCACUGACGAUGUCUAUGCCUUCAAUGAAGAUCUUGACAAGGAGUUGGAGACCUUGCUAUCUGCCAAAGAUUUAACCGUGGACCCAUUUCUUGAUCCUGUCCAAAAGAAGAAAAAGUCCACCAAAUUCAAAGCGCAAUCAUCAAAAUUUAGGUUAUACAAAAAGCUUAAACUCAAACAGAGCCUGGCAAGGCGUAAAAAGGCCCCAAAGGACAAAAUGGUACAAGUUGUAUCUUCCCCUGCUAAGCCACAGAAGAAGGAGUUGGAAGAAGGGGUCAGUCUAAUAAAGUCUCUCAGAGACAUGAAGAAGGAAAAAGCAAAACUCAAGAUUGAGGAUCUCAACAGCCCUGGGGUUGUUCGCAAAGUCUCCAUCUGUGUCCGAGCUCUGAGUGCCAAGUUGCUGGCACAACACCAGGCAAAAGACAUCCAAGAGGAUGACCUGCCAGAUGAGUUCUCCAUUCAUACAGACAUCUCACUUCCAAAUAAAUGCAAAGACUUUGAUGAGAUGCAUCACGCAGAAUCAGAAGGGCGGGUUUCUGAGGACACUCUGAAACAUGCCACUGACGUUGAGGAGAAAACUGCCACUCAGCGCCCUCGCCUUACAGGAGCCAACAAGCGCAUGUUCAACCUCCUCAAGAAAGCCAAGGUUCAGCUCAUCAAAAUAGACCAGCAGAAACAGCUGAAAUCAUCUGGGCUCUUGCCAGAGGGUAGAAUCACUGCCACAAAGAGACAGAGACGAAAACCAAAAGAGCGGCUUGAAAAUGCCUGUCCCAACAAGACUGACGCUUCUCCAGAGCAGGAACCUGCCAGAGGAGGGCCUCGCAUUAAGCAUGUAUGCAGAGCUGCAGCUGUGGUUUUGGGUCAGCCUCGUGCCAUGGUCCCCGAUGACAUCCCCCGACUCAGUGCACUUCCCCUGCACGAGAGAUCAGAUAUAUCCCCUUCACCUGCAGAAAAAGGAGUUGAGUCUCACUCUGACCCAGAAAGCCCUGUUUUACAAGAACACAGGACACCCAAGUUUCGUCGUGGUAGGGCUCACUUGUAUGGGAACCGGUCCCGACGGUGUGGGGAGUGUGAAGGUUGUCUGCAUGAGGAGGACUGUGGCAGGUGCAUAAACUGUUUGGACAAACCCAAGUUUGGCCUCUCUGGAUACAAGAGAUGUGAUCAGGUUGAGAAAAGGAAGGCCUUGAGGCUAAGUGGCAAGCUCCAUAAAGGGCACGUGAAGAAGCGGCGCUCAUCGAUAAGUGCGGGUCACUCGAGUAAUGAGGAGUGUGAGGGCAGUGAUGGGAUCGGACGAAUGUUUCCAGCCUCUCUGGGUGACAGUCCAUCUGUGCGGAAACAGCCACGCCGACACGUAAAACCACGUUCCUACUGCGACCUGCUGGAUUACGACUCUGACUUUGACUGGAUAGGAGGAUCGAAUUCCACCUCCCCAGCCCGCAGAAGAACUCCUGGCCUUCGCAACUCAGGUUCGACUGUACUCUUGCCAGAGGGUAGAAUCACUGCCACAAAGAGACAGAGACGAAAACCAAAAGAGCGGCUUGAAAAUGCCUGUCCCAACAAGACUGAUGCUUCUCCAGAGCAGAGCUGCAGCUGUGGUUUUGGGGUCAGCCUCGUGCCAUGGUCCCCCGAUGACAUCCCCCGACUCAGUGCACUUCCCCUGCACGAGAGAUCAGAUAUAUCCCCUUCACCUGCAGAAAAAGGAGUUGAGUCUCACUCUGACCCAGAAAGCCCUGUUUUACAAGAACACAGGACACCCAAGUUUCGUCGUGGUAGGGCUCACUUGUAUGGGAACCGGUCCCGACGGUGUGGGGAGUGUAAAGGUUGUCUGCAUGAGGAGGACUGUGGCAGGUGCAUAAACUGUUUGGACAAACCCAAGUUUGGCGGCCCCAACACAAAACGGCAGUGCUGCGUAUACAAGAGAUGUGAUCAGGUUGAGAAAAGGAAGGCCUUGAGGCUAAGUGGCAAGCUCCAUAAAGGGCACGUGAAGAAGCGGCGCUCAUCGAUAAGUGCGGGUCACUCGAGUAAUGAGGAGUGUGAGGGCAGUGAUGGGAUCGGACGAAUGUUUCCAGCCUCUCUGGGUGACAGUCCAUCUGUGCGGAAACAGCCACGCCGACACGUAAAACCACGUUCCUACUGCGACCUGCUGGAUUACGACUCUGACUUUGACUGGAUAGGAGGAUCGAAUUCCACCUCCCCAGCCCGCAGAAGAACUCCUGGCCUUCGCAACUCAGAUUUUGUGUCAUUGGACGACUUCAUUGGCGAUGCUUUUGACGAGGGAGUGCGGCAUCGCAGACCAAGCUUUCACAAGGUUCCACCCAUUAAACGGAAAGUUGAGAAGAGUCCUCAGGAACAGACGCCGCCCAGCGUCCUUGCAGCCCUCGCCAAUGGUUUUGCAGAGAGAGAACAGGAGCCCGCGGAGCCCACACACAAGAUCCGUGUUGAUUUUAAGGAGGACUGUAGUGUGCAGAGCGUGUGGGAGACAGGAGGUCUGAGCAUCCUUACUUCUGUACCCCUCAUGCCCCAGUACGUCUGCCUGCUGUGUGCCAGUAAAGGCCAACAUGAGAUGCUGUAUUGUCAGGUGUGCUGUGAGCCUUUCCAUCGCUUCUGCUUGGACCCUUCAGAGCGCCCACUAGAGGAGAACAAGGAGAACUGGUGCUGUCGGCGCUGCAAGUUCUGCCGAGUCUGUGGUUGCAAGAAUAAAGAAUCCAAGCCUCUGCUGGAAUGUGAAAGGUGUCAGAAUUUUUAUCAUCCUGCCUGUCUGGGUCCCUACUACCCCAAACCCAACAAACGUAAGAAGCCUUGGGUUUGUAUGACAUGCAUUCGGUGCAAGAGUUGUGGUGUGACCCCAGGAAAGAGCUGGGACACCGAGUGGAAUCACGACAAGGGUCUGUGUCCUGACUGCACUAGGUUGUUUGAUCAAGGAAACUACUGUACCAUGUGCUUCAAGUGUUAUGAAGAUAAUGACUAUGAUAGUCAGAUGAUGCAGUGCUCCACGUGUAACCACUGGGUCCAUGCUAAAUGUGAAGGCCUGACUGAUGACUUGUAUGAAAUCUUGUCGAGUCUACCUGAGAGUGUGGUGUACUCCUGUCAGCCAUGUUUACAAGAGCUGCCUGAUGGAGAGGACGUUAAUGGAGCAGUUUGGAGGGAACUGCUCGACCAGGAGCUGAAGACUGGCUUAGAGAGGGUGCUGUCUUGCCUGCUGAGCUCCAGCUUCACUAAGCACCUGGUCACCUGCAAGAAGUGCACUACAAUGGGUUCCCUGAACACUGUGGAUGAACAUUUACCGGUCUGUGACUUCCGUGCCAUUGGAAAGAAGUUUGAUGAAGGCCUGUACACAUCCUUGAAAUCCUUUCAUGAGGAUGUAGUGAAAGUAAUUCGCAAUCACAUGGAAGAUGAAGAAAUUUUACCAGAGGACCAAAGACCCACGGCUCUUGCCCGCUCAUAUUACCUGAAGCUCUUAGAGGAAGUUUAUGUUUGGUUUAACAGUCAGGACCCUAAAAUAUGGGAUCCACUCUCUAAACAUCUACCAGCUGGGAUGCUUUCACAUGCUGUGAUGCCGCCAAAUUAUGAACAUGUUUAUGCUCAAUGGCGUGAGAGAGCUGGAUGUCAAAAGGCAUUGGACGCUGCCCCACAGAUUACUGGAAUACACAUGGAUGUUAAAUUGGGAGAAGAAGAGGAUGUGUCUACACCUUUAGCCCAUAACCCUAAAGGAUACUUUAUGGACACAAGGGCGUUACAGAUCAAUCUGAAAGGGAAGAAGGGUCGGCCUGCUAAAUCCGAACUGGACACAGGUUUGUCAAAAGACGACGAGAGACAGUGCGCUCUUUGUCAGAAAUAUGGUGAUGCAAAGGCCAGUGAUGCAGGGAGGUUGCUCUAUUUAGGGCAGAAUGAAUGGGCUCAUGUAAAUUGCACCAUGUGGUCUGCAGAGGUGUUUGAGGAGGACAAUGGCUCACUUCUGCAUGUUCACAGUGCUGUUGCACGAGGUCGUCUGAUGCGCUGUGAACGGUGUAACCGAACUGGGGCAACAGUGGGUUGCUGCCUUACUUCGUGCCAGAGCAACUACCACUUCAUGUGUGCCCGCUUUCGCAACUGUGUCUUCCAGGAUGAUAAAAGAGUCUUCUGUCACAAGCAUCGUGACCUUAUAAGUGGAAAAAUCAUCACUGGUCAAGGGUUUGAAGUACUUCGGAGAGUUUAUGUGGAUUUUGAAGGGAUUAGUUUUCGCAGAAAGUUUUUGACUGGAUUGGAGCCGGAGUCAAUCAAUUUAAUGAUAGGUUCUUUGCUAGUAAAAAAGCUUGGAAAGCUGAGUGAAUUAUCUGCCUGUAAUGGAAAACUUUUCCCCGUGGGUUAUGAAUGCUUUCGCUGGUAUUGGAGUACUGUGAACCCCUUACAUCGAUGCAAAUACACAUUUCGUGUUAGGGAGGUCCAGCCAACUGUUCAGGAAAAACCAGUGGAAGAGUCGCCCGAUCAGGGUGAAAAUUGCACAAUUGCCCAUAGCCCAUGCCCCCAGUCAGAAUCUGAAGCCCCGGGAGUGGAUUUGUCUUCAACUUAUCCUUCCACUGAAACAAAUUUCACCUCGGUAUCUGUCUUUGCCAAACCGGACCUUGGUGCUCGUCCCAAAAUCCCUUUAUACCCCCAGAACAGAAGACCUGCUGGAGGACUAUCCAGACCACUGCCUUCUCCAGGAGCUGCACCAUCCAAACCUCACCACAUCCUGACUAUUAGUGAUUUGGAUGACACUCGAAGGCCACGACGGCAUAGCCCACACACCCAGAAUAGUGGUACCCGCAGUCACAUGACCUCCCCUACUCUUGGAUCCCCUGCAGGCCCAAUUGCAUCUAGAGCAGGUGGUUCCCACCACCCUAAAACCUCCCAGCCUACCUCCCCAGUUUUCCCCCUUGGUGCUACUGAAAACCUGCUGACCUCUUCAUCAGCUCGUCCUGUCGGUCGAAGUGCUUCCUCAGUCCGGGGUUCUGGAAUAUUGACACCCCAUUCUACCUCAGGACUGUUUUCACAGUCCAUAAGGCAAGGUGGCAUUGGCAGCAACUCUUGCACCAACCGAUCCCUCACCUCUCCCACCCACCUCUCCACAAGACCAAGGCCUUUUGAUUUUAAUCAGAUAGACUCUAUUGAACUUCCGCAUAAUUUUAUAGCAUCACCACAGGAGCAUCAAGCUGAAAAUGGUGCCUUACCAUUAAGAGACCCUUUGGGUACACAAAAAGGUAAUCAUCUAGGCAGUGACAGGGAUUUCCCUUACACAUCCUUCCACUUAGAGGCAGACCUGACUGUGGCACCUGAGCUGAGAACAGAGCUUGAAAUUGAAGAAACCGAACUGAAUGAAGGUGUAGCUAUGAACUGCAGUGCGCAAAUUGUAGUUGAAGGUGAAGACAACCAGGAAGACUUCUGGGAGCCAGAUGAAGAGAAGUCCAUAAUGUCUACCCAGGGAUUGUCUUGUACUGUUGAUCCUUGUAGGGAAGACUGGGGUAAUAGUUCUUCUGAUGGGGACACGGAAAACUACUUCAACUUCACUCGCACGGUGGUUACUUGCAAGGCUCAAAGGGAUGCCUCUCAGACAUCUACAUCUCCAUCUUUAAGGCAGAUUUCACAACUUGAUGGUGUGGAUGAUGGGACAGAGAGUGAUACAAGUAUGGCUAAUAGUGAUAACCAGGGAGUGAAAUUGUCAAAUCAAGCCCAAAAGCCACACAAAUCGCUCAACGCUGUGCCUCAUGAACAGACCGCUAGCAAUGGGCUGUGUUUGGCAUUUCCAAGUCCUGUUUCUGAUAUUUCUUCAAUUUGGUUAGAACCCGUGUCCAACUCGGAGGCUGUUGCUGAUCAAGAUUCUUUUGGUGUAACUCAAACAUUGCAAUCAAACCCACACGUUGACAGUUUGACUAAUUUUGUUGACCUAAAGCCUUCAAACCCUGCAUUUUCUACAUAUGCUAAUGAUUACCAAGCUCCUCAUUUAGUGGUAGAACCAGAGACACCCUUAAUUCUUGAGAGAUGUGAUCCUCUUUCACCAAAUGCACAUUUCACUGAGUUGGUCCCAGUCCAAGAUUCUCUGAGUGACCCACCAGACUCUAAAGAAUUGUACUUGGAUCCUAAUAGUGGCCACUUUGUGUCAUCUAUGGAUGACUGUAGAGUCUACCAAAACAACCACUUGCAAGAUGAUUUUCCUGACUUAAUGGAAGUGAAUGGAAUUCAGAGUCUACAGGAACAAAAUCCUGUUCCUUCCACGGUGUUACUCAAAUCUGCAUCAUCUUCUGAACCUUUAUCUUCUGAUUCCUCUGCACACGUCCCUUUGGCAACAUUCCCAAAUCAGACACCUUCUGCAAAUGUUUCCUUGUUCCCUGUCCAAACUCCUGAGGGUAAGACGGUCUUGCCACCCAUGGAGAGUUUCAGAACCAAAUUACACCCACCUGCUGAACCAAGGCAUCCUGCCCCUUCAGUUCCUGGAGGGGCGAUGCCAUGUGUUCCCACAAAUUUGCAACAGAAACCAGAGUCUAUGCUGUCUGUACCAUCAGCCACUGGUGUACCCCUUGGGACUUAUGGGCCAGUUUCGGGUACAGUGUCUGUCCCGUUGCAUCCCACUUACCCGCAGCCUAUCGGCUCUACAACAGUUGCCAUAGUCUCCACCUCCUCCUCUGUAACUUCUCAACCAUCAGCUCAGUGCCAAGCAAUGCCUUCUGCCAUUCAGCCAGCCUCUGCUCCAGGUGUCAUCAAUGGGUACAACACCACACCUAUGCAAAGAGAAACAGCUCUAGGACGAACGAUUUCCAUCAAUUUUUCAACCCCCAGAUCAACAAUUGAACCCCAACAACAGUUGGUUACCCAAGCAUUACCAGGUCAUGCUAUUCUUACUGUAAAGGAGGUUGGUGGACCCAAUGUGGAUCCCACACCACAUGUUUUACUUGUUAAUCGUCUUGGUCAGAUUUUUGUCAAAAACCCUGAAAGCAACACCUUCCAGCUGCCAACUCCAAAUUCCCCUUCAUAUAACUGUGUUACUCAAAUUGCCAGCCUCUUGCAAAGCAAUGCCUUAUCGGCAACACUUGCAGCAGCUGGGAACUUGCCCCCAGUUGCAGGUGCCACCAUUCCAACCCAAGUCCCACAAAUUGUUACCCCAUUGGUACAGACCUCCAACACCAUUACACAGCUACUUACCACUAGUACUAAUGGAGCAGCAACACUACCAGCACCAGAUGUUAAAAAGCCACGUAGGAAUGCCAAAGCUUCUGGAGAUAGAGUGAAAAAACCAAGGAAUAAGAAGGAGUCUUCCACACCUAGAAGAACGAAGUCUGCUAGCACACAUGGCCCCUCUAGCAAACAAUCUACAAGUCAAAUAGCAACCUCCUCAGAUAUAUCUAAUCAAGCAGAUACUGCCCAAGCUAUCAUCAACCAAGCUAUGGCUGGAUAUUAUGAUCCCAACAAGACUGUUUCCCUAAUUCCCUCAUCACCUCGUAACAGUACCAUCACUGGGCAAACUCAGACAACAAGUUCAGUAGUUUUACCGGAAGGACUCCUUGUCAAACCAGAGAUGAAGGCUUCCCCACCAGUGACACCAGAAGCAGCACCUCGACCAAAACAGGUUCGAAUGAAAAGAGUGUCCUCUUUAUCUGACCGUAUUGCCACCAAGAAAUCAAAAUCUGACUUUUUAGACCUGGACCCUCGUAGUUUGGAAGAACCUCGCAAGUCAAACUCCGUAUCAGCCAGGUAUGGAGUUCGCAUUAAAACCCCAACCGUCAAGGGAAUUCUAGACUUGGACAAGUUGAAUGAAGAGCCAAGUAGUGACUCUGAGAGUGCAAGGCCUGGACUUUGGGAUCGCCUUUUGUUGCCUCGUGGAGACAGCAACAAGCCAGCAACCUGGGAUCCUGCUAACCGUAAUGCACUGUCUGACUGGAACAAAUACUCAGGGAUGCUGUCCUGUUCAGAUGAUGAGAUGCCUCCCUCAGAUGGUGAAGAGCAUAGUCCUCCCAGCCGAGACCAGCCCCACCUACGCUUUGAGAUCACUAGUGAUGACGGGUUCAGUGUAGAAGCAGACAAUGUUGAGGUUGCUUGGUCCGCUGUUAUCGAGGGAGUCCAGGAGGCCCGUGCUGUCGCUGGACUGAGGCAGCUCACUUUUUCUGGGAUGAGUGGGGCGCGUGUGAUGGGAAUGCUGUACGAUGCCAUAGUCUACCUGGUGGAACAGCUCCAGGGGGCCAAUCGCUGCCAACGCCACACCUUCCGCUUCCACAAGCAAGCCAGUCAGGAGGAAGAUCUGCCCGUUAACCCGAGUGGCUGUGCCCGCUCUGAAGUCUACCUAAGGAAGUCUACCUUUGACAUGUUUAACUUCCUGGCGUCACAGCACAGACAGCUUCCUGACACCGACCUGUAUGAUGAGGAGGAGGAUGAGGUUCUUCUCAAAUCCACCAGGCGUGCAACAAGUUUGGAGCUUCCAAUGGCAAUGCGCUUCAGACAUCUAGAGAAGACAUCCAAGGAAGCGGUUGGUGUCUACAGGUCUGCGAUUCAUGGAAGAGGCCUGUUCUGCAAGCGAAACAUCGAGGCAGGAGAGAUGGUCAUUGAGUAUUCAGGCAUUGUCAUUCGUUCUGUUCUUACGGACAAGCGAGAGAAGUAUUAUGAUGGCAAGGGCAUUGGUUGCUAUAUGUUCCGCAUCGACGACUUUGAUGUGGUAGACGCCACGAUGCACGGCAACGCGGCACGGUUCAUCAACCACUCCUGUGAGCCAAACUGCUACUCUCGAGUCAUCAACGUGGAGGGUCAGAAGCACAUAGUCAUUUUCGCUUUGCGGAAAAUCUACCGUGGAGAGGAGCUGACUUAUGACUACAAGUUCCCCAUAGAAGAUGCCAGCAACAAGCUCGGCUGCAACUGUGGUGCCAAGCGCUGUCGGCGCUUCUUAAACUGAAGAGCAGCACUGGAUAGUUGCAGUGCAACUGCACGGCAAUGGAGUUUGACGGGUAAAAACAGUGGAUCGAGGCUUGAUGGGUAAAGGGGGUCCAUGGUGAAGGUUUCAAAGCUUAACAUUCACCUCUUCAAGUCCUUCAGCAGGCACAUACAAGGACCACCAACUGUUGUGGAGCCAUUCACGCCCUUCAACCAGGAUUCCUCCCGAUCAGUUGACAUUCAGUCCAGUAGAGCAGAUGAGAUGGGAGCAUGAGUGAUGAUGUAUGGUAACACGGCCAAGGCUUUUUUUAAGAACAUUUCCCACCAUGCUGCAUCGUCUUUGCUUCAUUAAAAGUUUUAUCGGAA